UCUAAACACUAUAAAUAGACCCUCAAUCCUUCACAAAUUCCUCACACCAAAAAAUCAGAAAAUCCUCUUCUCUACUCUCAAUCUCACGCCCUCCUCUUCCUUUAUUUCCUUCUUGUUUGCUCAAACAAACACCGCACCGCAACCGCACUACCGUUGUUGGCGCCCGAACAACCACAACUACUGCUACCUAACCGUUGCCACACCACCCAACUGCCGCCACACCACCCAACCGCUGUUGCCAGCCUACCGUGACCUACUGCCGAGGAGUCCCUCAAUCGUGGUCAAGUUUAGUGGUCGUACCAUAAUUGUUCUCGUGAUCAAGGUACGUAUAGGUGGCUAGGUCCUUGAUACAAUAUUGAAUGCGUGUUUGGUAAAUGAUAUUUUAUUGAUUGUUUGAAUAAAUGUUGCGUAUGAAAGAUUUAAGUUAAUGAUUUUCGUAACGAGUUAAAAUAUAAUUUUAUGAUUUAGAGGUUUUAUCUUUAAAAGUGAUUAAUUUAAAUAAAGUUGUUUAAUUUAUAAAUCACUUGAUUGAAAUAAUUUAAAAUUUGCAGCUCAUUAUGAGCCUGAGUAUUUAAUAAUUUAUUGUCCCUCUACCCGGGACUGGUUAAGUAAGACCAUGAGCUUUGUAUGAUCUGGUCUUUCCUCGAGUAUAGUUUAACUUGCUUGGGGGGUGUGCACACUUAGGUGAGGAAAACUGGUUUUGGAAGUAUAUCUUAAAAUUGGAAAGUUUAUUGGUUUGGAAAGUUUCUAUUGAUGGGACAUUACUACUUUUGAAAGGUUUAAUUUUGGAAAUUCUAAAUUUGGAAAGUCUAAUUUUGGAAAGUGACUUUUGGCAAGUUUAAAUUGGAAUAAUUAUUUUGAAAGCAUGUUUGUCUAAUAAAAGUAUUUACAUGCCUUGCACUUAUAUGUACUUAGCUUUUAGCUAAUCCGUUUUCCUUUUUGUUUUGGUUCGUCCUAUUUACCAUUAUUGGUAAGCAGUCUUGAUUUGAGUUGUGGAGUUGUUCGUGCGCAUGCUAUAGUCGAGAUUGGGUUCACCUAGUUAAGAGUUAAUUUUUAUUUAUGAGUAGACAAGUUUUUGGAGUAUUUUGAAGCAAUUGGUGUGGUUACUUUUAUUAUUAUUAAUAAAAUUAAGUUAUUUUCCUCUGCGGUUUGAGUAAUUUAAUAAGCCUUACGCUUUCACGUAGCGAUAAUACACCCAAGUCUAUCUCUACGGUAUUUGUAUAUGUAUAAAUAUAGAAUUUACGUAAAGGGGGAUUUGGGGUGUUACAAUUAAGGCAAUCUAAUAUUUAUAUAAAUAUGUUUAUAAAGGGCAUGAUCGAAUUCAAUAUAAUAUAGUGCCUCAAAAAGAUAAUCUGAUUGAUGAAAUUGAGGAAUAUCAAUCUAGGAGAUGGGUUUUCCCCUGUGAAGCUGCGUGGCGAAUUUUUGAAUUUGACUUAUUAGAAAUGCAUCCACCAGUCCUUCCAUUGCCAGUGCAUUUGCCAAAUAUGCAGACUAACUGAGGCCACAUGAAAUAUUGCAAGCUGUAGUUUCUGAUGACAAGUGAAGCAGGACUCCACUAACAGAAUUCUUUGCAGCUAAUGCUGCUGUACCAGGUGGACUUGGCUAUUUGUAUGGAGAAUUUUGUGAACACUAUCGCUAAGAUGCAUCUGCUAAAGAAUGGUUACAAUGACAGAGAAAUAUAAUGGUAGUAGGCAGAUUAGCUUUUGUUUAUCAAGCUGAAGGAAAGCGAUUUUUUCUUAGAUUGCUUUUAAUUUAAUGUCAAAAGUCCUACAUCCUUUGAAGACCUUCGGACUGUAAAUGGACAUGUAUGUGCCACAUUUGGGAUUACUUGAAGAAGAUGAUAUAGGUGAUUUAUGUAUGUCUGAAGCUAAAGAUAGUCAAUUACCCAUUGCUCUACGCCGCUUAUUUGCAACCAUCCUAAUCUUUUGUCAACCUAAAGAUCCUUAUCAAUUAUGGUGCAAAUAUUUUACUGAUUUAUCUGAAGAUUUUGCAUAUCAGCACCAAGGAAAUGAUGACAGAGUUAAGAAAUUGACUAUUAGAUCUGUUGAGCAGUAUCUUGAAGCUAUGGGUAAAUCACUACGUAAUGUGGGAUUGACAGAGUUAUGUUCUGCUGAAGAAGAUGAAUUCCAGCGAACCAAAGAUAUCAUUGAUUCUUUAGAUGCACCUAUUCCUCAGUCUUGUAUUGAUUGUAUAGAUCAUCUCAAUGUUGUACAACUCAAUGUUUUUUCAUGCAUUAUGGAACAUGUGCGAUUAGGAAAAUCAGCUGCUUUCUUCAUAGAUGGACCAGGUGGCACUGGCAAAACGUUUUUAUACAAUGCUUUGUAUGCAGAAAUCAGAUUAAUGAAUAAGAUUGUUUUUCCUACAGCUACUUCUGGUAUUGCUGCAACUAACAUUCCAUCUGGAAGAACUGCUCAUUCAAGAUUUAAAAUACCAAUAGAUAUUGAAAAUUCAUUGGUCUGUGAUGUUACAAAGCAAGGCAGUUUAGCAGCACUUUUACGAGAAACCAUAUUAAUCUUAUGGGAUGAAGCUUCAAUGGUUAUCAAAAGCAACUUAGAGAAUCUGGAUUUGUUGCUGCAAGAUUUAUGUGGGAAUCAGAAACUGUUUGGUGGAAAAUUAGUUGUUCUUGGAGGUGAUUUUCGUCAAGUGUUACCAGUAGUACCUCUUAAAAAUCAAAAAGAAGUUGUACAAGCUAGCAUAGUUACAUCAUAUAUAUGGCCUCAGCUUUUAAAGUUCAAAUUGACAGAAAAUCAAAGAGCUAAGGAAGAUCCUAAAUUUUCUUCUUUCUUGCUUGCUCUUGGAAAUGGUGAACUCCAGCAAACAGAAAACACAUAUGUUGAUUUACCUAGGGAUAUUUCUAAGCCUUUUACACCAGAUGAAGAUCCUGUAUUAGAAGUAACUAAAGUUGUUUUUCCAUAA
Messenger RNA from Chenopodium quinoa (quinoa), 2916 nucleotides. RefSeq names its product ATP-dependent DNA helicase PIF3-like. The transcript has 3 exons. Gene Ontology annotation, molecular function: DNA helicase activity. Lineage: Eukaryota; Viridiplantae; Streptophyta; Magnoliopsida; Caryophyllales; Amaranthaceae. Gene Ontology annotation, biological process: DNA repair; telomere maintenance. Bases 1798 to 2916 code for a protein of 372 amino acids. The record is from RefSeq and is a predicted model, not a curated record.